Gryllus bimaculatus (two-spotted cricket) is the source of this 4282-nucleotide messenger RNA. Lineage: Eukaryota; Metazoa; Arthropoda; Insecta; Orthoptera; Gryllidae. The record is from the annotation of a GenBank genome assembly.
ACGUCCCGAAAGACGUGCUGGCCGCGCGCGGCCGCCCCCGGGGGCGCCAGCCCGCACCCCGACCGCCGCCUGCGCCGCCGCACCAUCCCCGGCCGGUCCAGCGGCGGGCGGGGGGGCGGCGGCGGCUGCGGGGCCCCGGGCGGCGCCGCGGGCGCGGGCGGGGGCGCAGGCGCGGCCAGGGCGGAGGCGGCGCCGCGGGAGACCACAAGAAGCGAGCGCACCACCGCCUCGACAGCGCAGAACACCGGUGACUUCGGGCUGAGCGUGAACGCUUCGGCGGACGGCGGGCGGGGCGGCGCGCCGCUGUGCCAGCGCAAGAUGCUGCAGGUGGACUUCUCGGCCAUCGGCUGGGAGAAGUUCAUCGUCGCGCCGCAAUCCUUCGAGGCGCACUACUGCGCCGGCGACUGCCCCUUCCCCAUCGCAGAGGAGCUGCGCCCCACCAACCACGCGACGCUGCAGAGCCUGGUGCGCCAGCUGGGGGAGCCCGUGCCGGCGCCGUGCUGCGUGCCCGACCACCUCUCCUCGCUGUCGCUGCUCUACCUCGACUCGUCGGGCGACGUCGUGCUCAAGAACUACCCCAACAUGGCGGUGGAGUCCUGCGCCUGUCGGUAGAGCGCCUGCGGGAGCGCGGACCGGCGCCGGGGCGCGAGGCGGGCUCGUGCCGGAAGCGGACCCUGCGGGACGCCAGCUCGUCGCCCGCGCGCGCGGUUGAGAUUCUCCGCGCCAUCACUCCUGAGGGAUCUAGGACACUCUCGAGUACUUGCGUCAAACUGUGUCAAUUCAGAGGCGGUGCAUGUUUAGUACGUAUUGACUGAGUUAUUGGCUUUUAUUUGAGAUCAAAUAUUGGUCGAAUAGCCGUUUCGUUCUGUAGAUAAUUUAAGAAAAAUCUGGUGCCAGUUUAUGAAGAAAACAAAACGCCUAGGUUGUGGCGUGAAAAAUAAUACACGUAGAUGAUAAGAAUGAUAUUAUGUUGCAAUGUUAUUUUGCAUAUUACAUAUUUCGACAUAGGAAAUGAUGUUUAGUAUGAAAGUUUCUGACAAAGUUUCGUAAGCUAAUUAUUAUCGGCACCCGUGAAGUGAUUUUAAAAUGGUUGCUUCAAAAAUAAAUAUAAAUGCGUGAGUUUCAAAUCUGACCACUGCUUCGCAUGAAGAAAAGACUGAAGAUAUUGCUGUUAGGAGUGCGGCAACUGUCUCUUCUAGUUCAGUGUUCCAUUGAAUUACUUUAUCGACCAUCAAUUCACCGAACAGAAAUUUGUGUUCAAAAUUCAGCGAACGUUAUUGUGAAGAUAAAAACAAUACUUUUAUUUCAACCAAUUUUGUAAUAGUUGACAAGAGGAGAGAAUUUUAUUUCGUUGUGAAGAUGAACUUCAACGAUAAACUCGUAGUAAAAGCGUAUUUAUUGUCUCGGAAUUUGUUUCCUAGUCAAAACGCAAAGAGGAGUCAACAUACGAAUUAUAAAAUGUUAUUUAAAAGCAUAUAUUGGUCUACAAAACCAUCUGUAUUGAAUGCUUUAUCAAGCAUUUCUGUCCAACGUUCUAUCAGCAUUAAUUACUGUGUUACAUCAAAACUUAACAUAUGUGACUCAAGUAGACUGAAACUGAACUAGUGAACUGGUAUAUGCGUCAGUGCUAUUGUCAGAACAGUAGAUUGUAAAUGGGUUGAUUCUAUCUCGUUCAUUAAUAAUGGCUUAUUAGAUCACGAGUUUUGCAUAGAAGUGAAUGUUGUAAAUUAUUAUUAUAUUAUUGUAAUUCAAAGACAAAUGUAAACAUCAAUGUUGCGUACGUGAAUAUAGGGUUACUACAACGACUUUUAGAACUCUAGAUGCGUAGAAUAGUUCUUUAGUACACGAAAGCGUGAUCACAUUAGAAUCAAUAAAUAUAUCAACGCACCAGACAGAUUCUUAAACGUUAUACACUUUAUGCAGAUCAGAUAUUGACUCGUGUUUUUGUGAUAACAUUGAGUAGUAUACAUCAUAAACAUUUAUGUGUCACAUCACACUAAAAUCCUAAAACGAAAGACAUUAAAUUUAUCUAACAAGUAGGCAAUUAAACGUGAAGGCAUCUCUGAUAACCGGAAGUAGGAAUGUUUAGAUUCAGAAAACUGUGUUCUUUCAUAAAUUUCAAAGAUUAAUGUUCAUAGAGAACGGAUGUUACGAGAUAUCUCAACACGCAUUUUUAAUGAAAAUGUUUGUUUUGAGAAUGCAUUCUUAUCGUAUUGUUUCACAGGAUACGGGAGGAAGAAUCACUCGAAUUCUGACCACAAAAAUAUUAUAAGACUCAAUGCUCAGUUUCGAUUACGAAAUGACAAAGAAUCUCAGUUACAUGAUUCAUAAUCAAUUGAUUGCUCACCAUUUUACUGAAAGAGAGUAACGAUACGUACAGAUGACAAUCACUUAGGGAAAGUUGCUUUGAGUGAUUCUAAUAAUAGCCAGAUGAACUAAAUCCCACCUUUCAGAGUAAAUUAUCUUCACGGAUAAUAUAACACGGAAAUGUUCAUCUUCAAGUGUAAGUAUACAGUUAAAAAAACAAUGGGUGGUGUGAAACUACAAGGGCUGCAUGUCUAAAUUUCGAUUUAAUGCCAUUACUAUGCGAGGGGUAGUCCUAUUUCAGUGGAAGAGAAAAAAUGUGUAUAAUGAGGGAAAGCGUCCCAUGAGGGAAUACGCCUAAUAUUAAUGAUUGCUUCUUCUCUCCGAUUACUACACCAAUCACCAAUUCAAUGGUGAAGUCGUCGGACAAUUCAUCCCGGAUUUUCUCUAUAAAGUUAUAUGAAAUACGAAGUGAGAAGCUUCCUUUUGAUUUGAAUUUCAAACACUCAUAACAGUGAAAUAUCUCUGCAACUCAUGCAUUUGUCAUCAUUUUUGUGUUUCCCAGAGGAGUUCUCCAAUAUAUUUUUAUGUUUUCUGAAGUUUAUUUCUGGUCUGAAUUUAUAAUGCAGACAUAGAAUAGUACUGUCACGCCGUUUUGAUUUCAUACUAUUUAUACAAAAAUUUCGAAUUAAUACAUGUCCAGUUGUAAUUUCAUUUGGAAUACUGCUUGACAUUUCUUUCAAUACUACUUCAUGACAUUUUUUGAAAGGGUACUUGCUAGGUAAAUAACGGCUGUGUUUCAUUUACAAAUAUUUUGAAUUAUACUACAAAACAAUUAUUUUUAUUAAAGGUAAAUAACCGGCAUUUCCCUUCUCAUUUAUUUAAAAAGAGUGGUUAUACACAAAUAAAAGAUAUUUGGAAAUAAUAUAAGUUUAUUUUUUGAGACACCACUAUUGUGAGUGGUAUUGAAGGCCUGUAAAAUAAAAGAAGCAUGAGUUUAAUUUUCACAUGAAAGAAAAUUUUAAGGCCCCUGAGUAAGGUUAGAUUAGUACUAUCAUAUAUACAUGACAACAGUUUAAAAAUAUUUUAAGCAUAAUUCAAAACUUGUUUAACUGAAAGAAUCAAACUCUUGAGCCAAUAAGGUCUUAAACAUUUCAUUUCUCCUGUCAUUGUUUUCAAAAAAACAUUUCAUCCUACCUCCCUAAUACAAACUUUGACUUUUCAGAACAAUAUGAAGGGCGAUAAUUCAUCUACAGGAAAGGCUUCUUUGGUUCCGAGUGAUAGCCUUUCCCUUAGGAAUAUGUGUCUUAGUCCUCUAAGUAUUACCGAUUCCAUUGGAAGACGUAACGGCGCUUCAACGUCGUUAUCCAAUGAGAUGCGUUGGUGUUACCCUUAGUUCCAAGUUCAAAUGAAGUUAGGAGUAAGAGAUACAGUAAAACGCCAGAGGUACCUGAAUAUACAAUAUUGAAAAUGCAAGAUAUUUAUUUUGAUUAUUUGUUUCUGAUAUUUUUAAUGUUCUCUUCACGAUUACUAUUAACGCUUGUUUCAUCGGAAUUCACAAAGUAAAAGUGUAACUUCCAAAAUAUUUAUAACAAAUCGUGGAUGUUUGUUUACCUGUGUAGAACCACAAAUUGUUAUACACAUUCACGUGUCUCUGGCGUGCAAGUAGUUCAAUUUACAUUUCUUGCUCCUCGGUAGUGAUCGUAUUCUUCCCUUUACAAGGGGUCCUUUAUGUUAGAAUUCAUGUUACCGUAAAGUUAGAAUUAAUUCAUUUAUUAUUUGUUAAUUCAUAAAUAUACCCAGUAAAAGAUUUUUAGAUGUUUGUGUUGUAUAAAUGUGAAUAUUCUCACUGUAUAUACAGUUGGUGGCGCAUCCAACCAAGAGCCGUUUGGAUAUAGGAAGUGUCUUGCGGCCGUCAGUAGGAAUGUCGGUGUUUUGUAUGUUGCUGCUAUUAACCAAAUAAAGCACUUGUAACUGU